AUGGAUCGCUACCAGAGGGUCGAGAAGCCGCGGGAGGAGGCGCCCAUCGGCGCCAACGAGAUCCGCAUCACGGCGCAGGGCCGCACCCGCAACUACAUCACCUACGCCCUCGCCCUGCUCCAGGAAGAAGCUACAGAUGAAAUUGUUAUAAAGGCUAUGGGAAGGGCUAUCAACAAGACAGUGGCCAUUGUGGAGCUUCUCAAGAGAAGGAUUGCUGGUCUCCAUCAGAAUAACUCCAUCGAAUCAAUCAAUAUAACUGACACUUGGGAGCCGUUGGAAGAAGGCCUGAAUGUAAUUCUUGUACGACUUCUUGACAGACUUGAGACUACUCGCCAUGUUUCCUUGAUUACCAUUACCUUGUCAAAGAAAGAGCUGGAUACAUCGUCUCCUGGUUACCAGCUACCGAUACCAGCUGAUCAGGUCAGGCCACCAACAGAAUUUGAUCAGGAUGCAGAGGAUGUGCCAAGUGGCCGUGGAAGAGGCCGUGGUCGCCGGGGAAGGGGCAGGGGAAGAGGAGGGUUCAGCGAUGGAGGGGCAGACUACGAUGAUGAGAAUGGAGACAUGGAAGGUCCACGGGGAUAUCGUGGCAGAGGGAGAGGAAGGGGUAGGCGUGGAUCCUUUGGGCCUGGAAGGGGUUAUGGUGGUGAUGGCUAUGGCUAUGUAAAUGAAGAAGCUGGUGGGUAUCAUGGCAUGGAGCAUAAUGGACCUCCUGUGCAAGGAUAUGAAGGUGAUGGAGGAAGGGGCCGUGGUCGAGGACGUGGACGUGGCCGUGGACGCGGUGGGGGUCGUGGCCGUGGACCAUUUCCUCAAGGACCUCCUCAAGAGUAG
This is a messenger RNA of Triticum turgidum subsp. durum (durum wheat), 828 nucleotides long. NCBI's taxonomy places the organism in Eukaryota, Viridiplantae, Streptophyta, Magnoliopsida, Poales, Poaceae. The record is from the annotation of a GenBank genome assembly.